This is a messenger RNA of Oppiella nova, 834 nucleotides long. NCBI's taxonomy places the organism in Eukaryota, Metazoa, Arthropoda, Arachnida, Sarcoptiformes, Oppiidae. The record is from the annotation of a GenBank genome assembly.
AUGGUAAAACGGGUGGCAGUGGUGACCGGCGCUAACAAAGGCAUCGGUUUGGCGAUCGUCCGAAACCUAUGCGGCAAUGAGUUCGACGGCGACGUCAUACUAACCGCGCGGGACUGUGACCGCGGAAAAGCGGCCGUCGAGGCCCUCAGCGGCGCCGGACUUAACCCUAUUUACCAUCGGUUGGACAUCACGGACGCCGAGUCGGUCGAAGAGUUGACGGGUUAUCUGCGCGACAACUACUCCGGUGUCGAUGUGCUGGUGAACAGCGCGGCGAUCGCCUACGGAUACGGCACGCAAACGGCGGUCGGCGAACAGGCGUCGCGCACAAUGGGCACCAACUUCUACGGCACGCGUCGACUCUGUCGCCGCCUUUUGCCAAUUAUGCGACCGAAUGGCCGACUCGUGAACCUCACCUCCACUUACGGUGUGCUCACGUCUAUUACCGAUGACGGUCUGCGGCGAAGAUUUUUGGCGCCCGACCUGUCGGACGAACAGCUCAUGGCGUUGGCCGACGAGUACGUGACGGACGCGCGUGAGGGCCGGCACGUGGCUAAGGGUUGGCCCAAAUCCACGUACAUCGCGUCCAAAGUGUUUGUCACGGCGUUGACGCGCGUCCAACAGCGCCAACUCGACGCCGACGGCACCGAUCGUCGCAUUGUAGCCAACGCCGUAAAUCCGGGUGUAGUUCCCACCGACCUUAACGGCCACCGGGGGCACAGGAGUCCCGACGAAGGGGCCGAUGCGGCCACGUAUUUGGCACUAUUACCACCUCAUUGCGACCAACCGUCCGGUGCUCUCGUUUGGUGGGAUCGGCGAGUCGUCGACUGGGCCUAA